GGAACAUAAAAUAUUGUCACAAAUAAAAGGACAUAAAAUACAUGAAUCCAAGACUGUCUGAAUCCAAUGUACAUUCAAUGAAUAAUGAUGACACAUUGAAGCUGAACAAUUCUCUGUGAAUAGAUCUGCACCUUUGAAGGAAACACUACCAUCUUCUUCUGGUUUCUUAUUGUUUAUUUUAGGUUGUAGUCUUUACCACGUCCAUUUCAAUGAAUUGGUUUUGCUUCAGACCAAAGACUAAACCAGAAAAAUCCGCUCUUCUUGCUCUGGAGACAACUUUUACUGUGAAUGAGGUUGAAGCUCUAUUUCGCUUGUUUAAGAAGCUAAGCAGUUCAAUUGUCGAUGAUGGCUUAAUUCACAAGGAGGAGUUCCAACUUGCUCUUUUCAGAAAUGGUUGCAAGCAUAAUCUAUUUGCAAGCAGGGUAUUUGAUAUGUUUGAUAUUAAGUGUAAUGGAGUAAUUGACUUUGGAGAAUUUGUUCGCUCACUGAGCGUCUUUCAUCCAAACACACCUGAAGAGAAGAAAAUUGAAUUUGCAUUUAAAUUGUUUGACCUUCGGCAGACUGGAUACAUAGAGUAUAGUGAAUUAAAGGAGAUGGUCUUGGCUAUUUUGACUGAGUCAGAUGUUACAGUUCCAGAUGAUGAUGUUGAAUCCAUUGUGGAGAAGUCAAUGAAGGAGGUCGACACAAAAGGAGAUGGGAAGAUUGAUGAGGAAGAGUGGAAAUUGUAUGCAACAAAAAAUCCUUCUCUUUUGAAGAUCAUGACCCUACCAUAUCUAAAGGAUAUAACCAUGGCCUUUCCCAGCUUUGUUUUGCACACCGAGGUGGAAGACUAGCGACAAGUACUUGGAGAUCGAGGCACCUCAAAGAUUGCAGCUAUAGAUCUGAUAGAGUUACUACCUUAAUACCUUGUACAAUGUGUUGAAAGAACCAUUAACCACUGUAGUGCUCCCUGCGGCAAUUAUAAAUAUAGGUUGCCUGCCUAACUUCAAUGAAUAAACUUACUGUGUGCCAUGUACUGAACUUAGUUUAGCUUCAGUAAUUGUUUAUCUAAUGUCAUCUUAAAGGAUAUAGAUACACCGAUGGAUGAUUUUGUGCA
This is a messenger RNA of Lotus japonicus, 1096 nucleotides long. RefSeq names its product calcineurin B-like protein 7. Gene Ontology annotation, biological process: calcium-mediated signaling. Gene Ontology annotation, molecular function: kinase binding; calcium ion binding. NCBI's taxonomy places the organism in Eukaryota, Viridiplantae, Streptophyta, Magnoliopsida, Fabales, Fabaceae. Bases 210 to 833 code for a protein of 207 amino acids. The transcript is spliced from 9 exons. The record is from RefSeq and is a predicted model, not a curated record.